Molecule: messenger RNA, 1293 nt
Organism: Cantharellus anzutake
Lineage: Eukaryota; Fungi; Basidiomycota; Agaricomycetes; Cantharellales; Hydnaceae
Exons: 5
Coding region: 1-1293 (430 amino acids)
Biological process (GO): protein desumoylation
Cellular component (GO): nucleus
Molecular function (GO): deSUMOylase activity
Source: RefSeq, a predicted model, not a curated record
AUGAGCCCAGAGCUGGGUGUAGCUGAUGACGAUGAGCAUGUUGAGCCCUACCUGUCUACCGACAGUGGCAGUGGCCCAGGCGAUACUCUCGGCCCUGAGAUGCCGGUAAACCUUCCAGAUAGCGAACCUGAGACAUGGCCAGAUGAGACAAUGGACCCCACAGACAAUGUCGAAACACAUGCUGAGCCUCUUACCGACUUGGUCCCUCCUAGUGGGUUCGGAGAUGUGGAUAGUCCCAGCUGUGACGAGGAUAUUGAGGAGAGGUUCUGGAAUGAGAACCCUCGUCCCCAAAGCCUUCCUCCAAUUAGAACAAUCUUCGAUGCCAUCCACUCACCCACCCAGUCUACCCAACAACAAAAGCCAACAAAAAUCUGGAAGGAAAUAACGGAGUUGCAUUUACCUCAAGAGACUGAAAAAAUAGUGAACGACAGCAAGACCAGAGACAAAGCAAGAUAUUACAAACAUAUUGCGAUCUUCUCUGAUGCACUACCAACAGUCAAUCGCCGGCGGCUGAUACACGGAGCAAUAAUCGAUGCCUAUGUUGAGAUGCUGAAAGACCUUACAGACGAAAAGCUGCGGGACAUACUCAAGACCACUCGUCCCCGUGUGAUUAUGUUUCCUACCCAGUGUGAAGGAAUGAGACAUUGUAUGGCAGUUCGCCUGUUGGAUCGAGCGACAAAGAAAGUCCGAACCGAUCUUUUCGAUGCAACCAGUUGGACGAUUCCGUGUUACUCAAGGAGGCGUGGUCACUGGCUGCUCGGUGUUGUCAACUUCGAACAACGAGAGCUGCGCUAUCUUGACAGCAUACCUCUACAACAAAGCGCCCAUAUCAAUCGCCAUGGUCCACAGUGGGUGUUUACAAUACUUCGAGGCCUAGUUAAUGCCAUCUGGUUGUUCAUUCACCCUGAUGAUGAGCAUGGAUACAACUGGUCCAAUUGGUCCACCAGAGUAAUCACUAUGGAACAGCGCCAAUGGAACGGGUAUGAUUGUGGGGUUUGGACCAUGGCUGACAUUCAAGCUGUACACAUCGGGCUCGAUGCUGCACCGAAAGACACGAACAUCGAUGAUUUUCGGGAUAGGGUGAAACACCAAAUCCUUUCUAUUCCUCUGUUAACACCGAGCUGGCAGCCUACCUGGAGAACCCUAAAUCCUGACCUUAUUUGCGAACUGCGGUGCCGAGCCGCUAAAGUGGCCGCAAACUUUCCCGUUGAUUAUGCCCAGCUUGGAAUUGAUCAUACGGACGUUCCUUUAGUGUUAGAUAAUGAACAGGAAAAAAUAGAUUUAACUGACUAG